Messenger RNA from Ruditapes philippinarum (Manila clam), 1698 nucleotides. RefSeq names its product beta-1,3-galactosyltransferase 1-like. Gene Ontology annotation, cellular component: membrane. The record is from RefSeq and is a predicted model, not a curated record. Gene Ontology annotation, molecular function: hexosyltransferase activity. The transcript is spliced from 2 exons. Bases 262 to 1368 code for a protein of 368 amino acids. NCBI's taxonomy places the organism in Eukaryota, Metazoa, Mollusca, Bivalvia, Venerida, Veneridae.
UUUAAAUUGUGAACGUGCAGAAGCCUUGGUCAAAUUGUGUACUGCCACAAUAAUGCAGAAAGGUAUUGUGUGAUAUUGUCACAUAACGUGAUGCGAUCAAUUGUGUGCUAAAACCCCUUAAGACAGGAAGAUUUGUCAAUGGUCGAAAGUUGCGCAAAGAAGAUGAUGCAAUAAAACAUGCAUGGUCACACUAUAUACUUUUCCGCACAUUCAACAAUUUUGAACCACACCACUCUAUAAGCCAUAUCUUACAGGUACACGAUGAAAGACUCGUAUAGAAGAAUCCUCAGACCGAAAAAUGUUAUAAAGUAUUUAACACUUUUUUGUAUCAUAUUUGGAGUAUAUUUUGUAUAUCACGAGAUUUCAGUAAGUAUAUACGUGAAGAACGGUGUUAUCACUUACUUUGGUGCAACCCGCAGCGACAACAAACUCAAUUCUGAAAGUAUAGAGGACAUCGAGAGUCGACUUAAAUACCCGGUGGUCAUGUUACCAAAUCUUACAUCUCUAAUCAACGCGACCAAUCCGAAGUAUCCAUUGACAAUUCACGCCCCAUAUCUUAUUGAAAACCCACAUCUUUGUAGUUCUGUUAACAAUUUAUCUGUUCUUGUUGUGGUUAACACAGCAACUGAUCAUUUUGAACGUCGCCUUGCAAUUAGAGAGACAUGGACCAAUGAUAAAUAUUAUAACCACCUUGGAAUUGUUCGAGUUGUCUUUCUUAUUGGAAAGCCGAAGAAUGAAAUUAUUCAAAAUAUAAUAAAUAAAGAGGCAAAUCAGUUUAAAGACAUUCUUCAAGGUGACUUUGUUGAUACGUAUUUCAACCUUACUCACAAAGGUGUCAUGGGAUAUAAAUGGAUUACUGAACGUUGUAGAAAUGCGAAACAUAUUUUAAAAGUUGACGACGAUAUUUUGGUAAAUAUGUUUUCAUAUUUCCAGAAAAUUCAUCAGAACAAGUCCGUGAAAAACGCGCACGUAUUUUGUGAUUAUAGAACAACACCUGUAUUUAGAGAUAAACAAAUAAAAUGGUUUGUUAGUGAAAACCAAUUUAGGGGAGUAAAAGUCUAUAAGAACUUUUGUAGAGGGAAAUUCGUUAGUAUUAAAAAUGAUGUAGUGCCUUCACUGUAUAUUUCCGCAUCAAAAACUCCGUUUUUCAAACUUGAUGAUGUGCUACUAUAUGGAUAUGUGAUGCAUAAUGUUCCUGGUCUUAGAUACCAAACACUCUAUAAAGAAAACAUGAAAGACGUAAACAAAGACGGCAUAAAUUGCCUUGAAAAAAACCAAGACAAAUGCCAGGCUAUAAUCAUACAAUCUGGUGACCAAACACAACUAAUUGACACGUGGUCUACAAUAGUGAAAUAUUUCCAGAAAUAACACAUAGCCAACAAUAAUGUAAUAUAUCCAACAGUAGCAUAUGGUCUACAAGACGACAAUUUACCCAGCAAUAACACUUGGUCUACAAUACGACAAUAAAUCCAGCUAUAGCACGUGGUCUACAAGACGACAAUAUAUCCAGCAAUAGCACGUGGUCAACAAGACGACAAUACAUCCAGCAAUAGCACUUGGUCUAAAAGACGACAAUAUAUCCAGCAAUAGCACGUGGUCUAAAAGACGACAAUAUAUCAAACAAUAGCACGUGGUCUACAAGACGACAAUAUAUCUAGCAAUAGCAUGUGGUCUACAAGACGACAAUACAUCCAGCAA